GAACACCCUUCAGACGUCACGCCACUGCACCGCCGCUCACGCGCAGCACUGCGGAUACUGAGCGCCGACACGGUGCUGAAUUUCGGUCUGUCUCAGAGCCGUGCUGCGGUCAUCAUGGCUCUCUACCACUAUGUCACCCAAGAGCAACGCUCAGGUUUUGAUAAAUAUAAGUACAGUGCGGUUGACUCCAACCCCCUCUCUAUCUACGUCAUGCACCCCUUCUGGAACUCAGUCGUGAAGAUCUUGCCCACAUGGCUUGCCCCAAACCUCAUCACAUUUACAGGGUUCAUGUUCCUGGUACUCACCUUCACCUUGCUGUCCUUUUUCGACUUUGACUUUUAUGCCUCAGGGGAAGGCCAUACACAUGUGCCAAGCUGGGUGUGGAUAGCUGCUGGUUUGUUCAAUUUUCUGGCCUAUACCUUAGAUGGUGUGGACGGCAAACAGGCUCGGAGAACAAACUCCAGCACUCCGCUGGGUGAGCUGUUUGACCACGGCCUGGACAGCUGGGCAUGUGUGUUCUUCGUCGCUACAGUGUACUCUGUCUUCGGACGGAGUGAGACGGGCGUCGGAGUGGUGACGCUGUAUUAUCUGUUAUGGGUCGUCCUGUUUUCCUUCAUACUGUCCCACUGGGAGAAGUACAACACUGGGAUUUUGUUCUUGCCCUGGGGCUACGACAUCAGUCAAGUGACUAUCUCUGUCGUGUACAUAGUAACAGCGGUGGUUGGUGUGGAAACAUGGUACAAACCUGUUAUUGGGAAUGUUCAUUACAGAAAUCUCUUCACUGUUAUGAUUGUUGGUUGUUUAUUUGUUGUAACACUGCCAAUGAGCCUCUACAAUGUAUUUAAGGCGUACCGUAAUAACACCCUGAAGCACAGUUCGGUGUAUGAGGCCUUGUUGCCGUUUUUCUCUCCCGUCCUCCUGUUUGUGCUGUCUACACUGUGGAUCAGUCUCUCUCCUACAGACAUCAUUGAGAAGCAACCCAGAAUCUUUUAUCUCAUGGUGGGAACAGCCUUCUCCAAUGUUACUUGCAAGCUCAUUGUAUGCCAGAUGAGUAAUACUCGAUGCAAGCCACUGAGUUUGUUGUUGUUGCCGAUGACAGCGGUGGUGUUGCUAGUGAUAUCUGGGACUUUGCAGAAUGGUGAAAUUAUCAUCCUUUACAUAUGGACCGCUGUAGUCAUCCUCACUCACAUUCACUAUGGAGUAUCAGUUGUGAAGCAGCUGAGUGAUCAUUUUAACAUAUACGCUUUCUCACUAAAGAAACCCAAUUCGGACUGACAAGACGAGGA
Molecule: messenger RNA, 1286 nt
Organism: Sinocyclocheilus grahami
Lineage: Eukaryota; Metazoa; Chordata; Actinopteri; Cypriniformes; Cyprinidae
Gene: selenoi
Product: selenoprotein I
Exons: 10
Coding region: 115-1275 (386 amino acids)
Biological process (GO): phosphatidylethanolamine biosynthetic process
Cellular component (GO): endoplasmic reticulum membrane; Golgi apparatus
Molecular function (GO): ethanolaminephosphotransferase activity
Source: RefSeq, a predicted model, not a curated record